Molossus molossus (Pallas's mastiff bat) is the source of this 4018-nucleotide messenger RNA. It is a transcript of the gene SRSF11, whose product is annotated as serine and arginine rich splicing factor 11. The transcript has 13 exons. The record is from RefSeq and is a predicted model, not a curated record. Gene Ontology annotation, molecular function: RNA binding. NCBI's taxonomy places the organism in Eukaryota, Metazoa, Chordata, Mammalia, Chiroptera, Molossidae. Gene Ontology annotation, cellular component: nucleoplasm. The coding region runs from base 907 to 1812 and encodes 301 amino acids. Gene Ontology annotation, biological process: RNA splicing.
GGCCCGGUGGGGGUAGCCGUUUGUUUUCUCGUGGUCUCGAACUCGCGCGCGCUAUUCCCUCCCCCCGGCGAGAGGCGGGGCGGAGAAACGGCGGCGGAGGCAGCAGCAGCGGCUGUAACAGUGGACACCCUCCUGUCCCCUCUCCGGCGAACCGGUUCUUCUUUCCCUUCCCUCUCACUGUUUGUUGUGUGUUUGAUGUGUUAAAGCAGGAGCGAGAACGCGAGCAGCGCCAUGAGCAACACUACCGUCGUCCCCAGCACUGCGGGCCCGGGCCCCAGCGGCGGGCCGGGUGGCGGCGGCGGAGGCGGCGGCACCGAGGUAAUCCAGGUGACUAAUGUCUCCCCGAGCGCUAGCUCUGAGCAGAUGCGGACCCUCUUCGGUUUCCUAGGCAAGAUCGACGAACUGCGCCUCUUCCCGCCGGAUGAUUCACCUUUGCCAGUUUCAUCCCGUGUCUGCUUUGUUAAGUUCCACGAUCCAGACUCAGCAGUUGUGGCACAGCAUCUGACAAACACUGUGUUCGUUGACAGAGCAUUGAUAGUCGUACCAUAUGCAGAAGUGAAGCAGCCGACACGAGUCGUUGUUCAUAAAACAGCUUUUGAAAGUUGAGAGCACACCCCUGGAGAACCGACUGUGCUUGCUUACGUUUGGUUCAUGACUUAAAAAUCGAGUACAGGAGUUAUUCCUGAUGAGACUAAGGCUUUGUCUCUGUUGGCACCAGCUAAUGCAGUGGCAGGUCUUCUGCCUGGUGGUGGACUCUUGCCUACUCCUAACCCUCUUACCCAGAUUGGCGCUGUUCCAUUGGCUGCUUUGGGAGCUCCUACUCUUGAUCCUGCCCUUGCUGCACUUGGGCUUCCUGGAGCAAACUUGAACUCUCAGUCUCUUGCUGCAGAUCAGUUGCUGAAGCUUAUGAGUACUGUUGAUCCCAAGUUGAAUCAUGUAGCUGCUGGUCUAGUUUCACCAAGUCUGAAAUCAGAUACCUCUAGUAAAGAAAUAGAGGAGGCCAUGAAGAGAGUACGAGAAGCACAGUCCCUAAUUUCUGCUGCCAUAGAACCAGAUAAAAAAGAAGAAAAACGAAGGCAUUCAAGAUCGAGAUCACGAUCAAGGAGGAGGAGGACUCCCUCAUCUUCCAGACAUAGGCGGUCAAGAAGCAGAUCGAGAAGGAGAUCACAUUCUAAGUCAAGGAGUAGGCGACGAUCCAAAAGUCCCAGACGGAGAAGAUCUCAUUCCAGAGAAAGAGGUAGAAGGUCAAGGAGCACAUCAAAAACCAGAGACAAAAAGAAAGAAGACAAAGAAAAAAAACGUUCCAAAACACCACCAAAAAGUUAUAGCACAGCCAGACGGUCCAGAAGUGCGAGCAGUUGGUACAUUUGUGGUUCUAGAGAGAGACGACGGCGACGAAGUAGGAGUGGCACAAGAUCUCCUAAAAAGCCUAGGUCUCCGAAAAGAAAACUGUCUCGCUCACCAUCCCCUAGGAGGCAUAAAAAGGAGAAGAAGAAAGAUAAAGACAAAGAAAGAGGCAGAGAUGAAAGAGAACGAUCAACAAGCAAGAAGAAGAAAAGUAAAGAUAAGGAAAAGGAUCGGGAAAGAAAAUCAGAGAGUGACAAAGAUGUAAAACAGGUUACACGGGAUUACGAUGAAGAGGAACAGGGGUAUGACAGCGAGAAAGAGAAAAAAGAGGAGAAGAAACCAACAGAACCAGGUUCCCCCAAAACAAAAGAAUGUUCUGUGGAAAAGGGAGCUGGUGAUUCCCUAAGAGAAUCCAAAGUGAAUGGGGAUGAUCAUCAUGAAGAAGACAUGGAUAUGAGUGACUGAACAUUGCCUCCAUGCAGUCCAACUGUAUACAUGCAUCAGUGUCAUUCCUUUGUGUGAUUUCUUAAUGCUGUAUUUGUUCAUCUCAAACCUUAGAUGUAUACAGCUCUGAGCUAUAAAUGGUUAUAAAGCUCCUGAUACUGAUAUUAUUUACAUCCAAAAGCUUUUAGAAAAUGAUACAAGGGUAACCAACUCUUGCCAUGGUGAAAUCUGAUUGAGUAACCAAGCAGUUUUACUAUUCUGGUGCUGCUUCAUAACAAAAGUGAAAAGCUGCAUGCAUCUACAGCAGGCAUGGAUUGUUUAUGUUGUAUGAUCUCCCUUAUUAAGUAAGUUCACUUAUAGUAUUUCUAGAAUUUGAUUCAUUGCCGUAAUAGAGCCAUGUAGGGAAUGCACUGAUUGCAUGUUAAUUGUGGCAGGAAUAUCCUAAAUGUCAUUAAAAUCUUCCAACAUGAUGGAUCUACUUAUGGUCUUGUUUGUUGACAUGACAAAUUAACAUUCUUAUAGUUACAUCUGGAAAUAAGCAUUUGAAAUAGAUAAUCCUUUAAGCCUUGUGGCUGAAUUUUUUGUGGCUUUUCUUUAACUUUGAAAGGUUAUAUAUGCACUAACCUUUUUUGAUGGCUGCUUAGGCUUUAAUUACAGAAACAAGGUAUCAAAUGAAACUGUCUUUGGCAGUGAGUAAACAGCAUAUUUUGAGGUAGAGUUGUAUACUUUUUCACAAGGUGUUUGGGAAUUUUUUUUCCUGAAAUAAUUUAUUCCACACCUACAUCAGUGAAAGCUAUCUGCCUAUCCUGAGUCCAUCUGUAAAAGAAAGAUGUAUCUCUCGUCCUGAUUUUCAAUUUUCAACUUUUAUUAGUUUUAAUCUACGUGUUGGAAAAAGGGGGUAGUGCAUUUUAAAUUGACCUUCAUAUGCUUUUAAAAUAAGACAAAUGUACUUGAUAAUGUACUUUUUAUUUGAUCUCAAGUUGUAUAAAACCAAUAAAUUUGUGUUACUGUUAACUGCAGUAGUAAUCUUAUGCCCAGUGAUUCCAUGUUAAAUGCAAAGUAGUUAGGUAACUGUUUUCUUAGUUACAGGAGUUUUCAAGCUUCACUUUUGUGCAGUAAAAAACAAAAGUAGGCUACAGUCUGUGCCAUGUUGAUGUACAGUUUCUGAAAUUGUUUUACAAGACUUUGAUAAUAAAACCCUUAAACUUAUGUUCAUGUUCCUGUAAAACCGUAUUUGUAUUUAUUUACAAGCUGUUGAAUGUAUGACAUUUACCUCAUUCAUUUUACAAGUCAAGUUCUCUCCCCUUCAGCCUACAUAUUUACAUAUAAAAUCCAUCACUAGCUAUUAGUUGCCAUCAGAAUGUCAAAAUUGGUUUAAUUUCUAUCUAAAACAAUCUAUUAGUGUAAAUUACUCAUAUUUUGGGUGUAGGGAUGGGGUUGAGUAAAGCAAUGAACUGUAGGAUAAACAAAUGAUCCCACCUAUAUCUAGUAAAUUUAUAUUUUCAGUGAAAUAUUUGCCUUUGCUGAAAUAGUAUAGCAACUGUCAAUGGUAUGUAUCUAUUGUACAAUACUACAUAGUAUAUUUAUUCACGUAAGAAAUAAGUAGUGUUAGAGUGGCUGGGAUUAAGGGGGAAAUGAGAAUAGCUUUUAUCCAAGUUUGAUAAUUUUUUAACUUUUAAAAUUGAAAUGCCAUAUAGAAAAGCAGCAUUGUUUUUACAGUUUGUAGUAACUUUUUAAAGAUUUUAUCAAAGGGAAUUUUGUUUAUAGUUAAGUUCAGGUAAUCUUAAUAAUCACUUCAUUUUAGAACAGUUGAAUGCAAAUGACAUUUACUUAAAACUACAAAAACUUUUUUAGUAGAUAAAGGUUGAACCACAUGACAUUGCCAUUUUUGUAAAUCAAAACAAAUAAAAUAUUGGCAGUUUCACCAGGUUAAACCUAAUAUUAGUCUAUUUUCCUCACUUGUAAUCUCUGAAUACUUAACUUUUCAAAAGGGAUUAAGAAAAUUUUGGCUAUAAAAUAGUGCCACUGAUAUAAGAUGCUGCAGUGAAGGGAAUCCACUAGAGUGUUUUUUUCAGUGAACAUUGUAUGCACAAUGGUAGGGGGUUGCACAGGAACACAAGCCUUUAACAGAUAAUCAGUUGAAAUCAAGUGAACACUGCCUCCACACUGAGUUUUGUUCUGUAUUAGAAGUAAAUGAUUAAAAUAAAAGUGGUUUUGUUAGAAAAAA